Molecule: messenger RNA, 1520 nt
Organism: Triticum urartu
Lineage: Eukaryota; Viridiplantae; Streptophyta; Magnoliopsida; Poales; Poaceae
Product: ATP synthase protein MI25
Biological process (GO): proton motive force-driven ATP synthesis
Molecular function (GO): proton transmembrane transporter activity
Source: RefSeq, a predicted model, not a curated record
CAAAGCAAGAAUUAGCGUAUAGAAAGGAAGCAGCAUUUCCUUUCAGCUGCUUUUAAAAAGUCCCCGGGGAUAUAGCCCACUUCUCAUUUCUCAACACCAGCUUAUCUUCUCUUUUCUUAAGUAUAAGAGGGAUAGGUACUUAUUCCUGGCCGGCGGUAUCAUUGCUGCUCCCCGCCUAAUGCAGAUCAUUGUGCAAUGCUUAUGUGAAAUCUCAAUCCAAAACGGAUUCGUUUCGUUGGUAGAACCCACGCCGACGUCAAGAUCAGUCUCCUUUCCUUUCAAAAGUGAGCGAGCAGAGCUGAAAAAGAUGGAGUUACCUGGAGAUGAGAUUUCUUUCUACGGAUAUGAAGGAUAGAAAUAUGCUAUUUGCUGCUAUUCCAUCUAUUUGUGCAUCAAGUCCGAAGAAGAUCUCAAUCUAUAAUGAAGAAAUGAUAGUAGCUCGUUGUUUUAUAGGCUUUCUCAUAUUCAGUCGGAAGAGUUUAGGUAAGACUUUCAAAGAAACUCUCGACGGGAGAAUCGAGUCUAUUCAGGAAGCAUUGCAGCAAUUCUUCAAUCCUAACGAAGUAAUUCCGGAGGAAUCCAAUGAACAACAACGAUUACUUAGGAUCAGCUUGCGAAUUUGCAGCACCGUAGUAGAAUCAUUACCAACGGCACGCUGUGCGCCUAAGUGCGAAAAGACAGUGCAAGCUUUGUUAUGCCGAAACCUAAAUGUAAAGUCAGCAACACUUCUAAAUGCCACUUCUUCCCGCCGCAUCCGUCUUCAGGACGAUAUAGUCACAGGUUUUCACUUUUCAGUGAGUGAAAGAUUUGUAUCCGGGUCUACGUUCAAAGCUUCUACCAUAGACCUAAUUCGAGAAGGCUUGAUAGUCCUAAGAAAGGUGAGGGUGUCCGAAUGAUCAUUUUACAUCACGAUAUCUUUUUCUUCUGGUUAUGCGUUUUCCUCUGAACUUUUCUUUUUAUUUAUUUUAUGGAAUCGUCCGGGCAGAAACGGGCAAGAAUCUCUUCUGUCGUAGAGGCCUCGUCGAGUGCUUCCGCUACGCCAGGAGAUGAUGAUCAACGAAAAAAGGGGUGGGACGGAGAGACACCGAUGGAAAAGAGGAGUUGAGGUCAGAGCCAUCCACAAGCCACACCCCGCCGAACCCUUUUCCUGAAGCACCAUCUAUUGAUUUCUUAAGGAAACGCAUUAAAACGGUUCUUAGGUCCUGUCAAAAUAAGUGCCCGGCGGAUCGCCUAUUACGCUCUACUUACUCGGAUCUUCACCUUGAAACGGCGAGCGCGGAGAAACGGAUCAAAAUCGCCCAGGUCCUCGCGGAUAUGUCCAAGCGAGGCCAAUAUUUUAGGAGUAACAAAAGGGAGCAGCCCCAUACCGACUUGAUUAUUCAAAUCUGCGAUUGGGAGCGGGAUCACCUACGAAAAAGAAAUUCACUGGUGUAGGUUUCUUUGCAGAAACCGAGGCCCCUACUUUCCUUCUAAGGGUAAGUCGGGGGAAAGAAGAGCGGGAACGAGGGCUUCUUUCACUG